Brassica napus (rape) is the source of this 791-nucleotide messenger RNA. Its product is annotated as 50S ribosomal protein 5, chloroplastic. The transcript is spliced from 2 exons. Bases 255 to 686 code for a protein of 143 amino acids. The record is from RefSeq and is a predicted model, not a curated record. Lineage: Eukaryota; Viridiplantae; Streptophyta; Magnoliopsida; Brassicales; Brassicaceae.
UAAUAAAUAAACAAUAACGGGGGACUGAACCAAACCAAAUUCAAUUUUAUUUCGACAUUUACAAAAUAGCAAAAUUUGAAUCCUUUGAUCAAACAAAAGAAGCAAAAUUCGAAACCAAACCAAACUGCAAACGAGAUUGAUCCGGAUCAAAUCCAAUCCGUUGGUUAAGAAGACACAGAGAGAAGGGGAAAAGCUUAUCCAGAAACCAAACUUCAAAUGAAUGUCUGAAGGCUAGAUCCUUCAAUUCGAGGAAGAUGGCUCUUCUCUGUUUCAAUUCUCUCGCUCCUUUCUCUUCUCCAAGGCUCCAACUUUCGUCUUUCGCUUCACCAGUUUUCAUCCUUAAACCCAACACCAUCGAGUCAAAGAACAGAGUCUCACUUAGUGGUUACAACUUGAGCAAUAGCCAUGGAAGAGCAGCAAUUGUGAAGGCAGCUUCUUCUGGCGUGGACGGAGCUGAGCCCGAGAGCAAUGAGGAGGCACCUAAGACUGUUGUCGCUGCUGUCCCAGUGGACAAACUACCGUUGGAAUCAAAAGAAGCCAAAGAGAAGCAACUGCUAGAACAGAGGAUGAAGAUGAAGCUGGCCAAGAAGAUUAGGCUACGCAGGAAACGUCUGGUUCGUAAGCGUAAGUUGAGGAAGAAGGGUCGAUGGCCACCUUCCAAGAUGAAGAAGCUCAAGCAUGUUUAGAGAUGAUUAUCAUGACUCUUUGCUCUCUUUUUUAUUUAACUUUUUUUUGUAAUGUUGUUUGUAUAAGCAUUGUUUUUUGGAUUAAAAUCUCAAAUUGAGUAAGUU